Molecule: messenger RNA, 1578 nt
Organism: Theobroma umbraticum
Lineage: Eukaryota; Viridiplantae; Streptophyta; Magnoliopsida; Malvales; Malvaceae
Source: RefSeq, a predicted model, not a curated record
UCCAGCUGGAGAACCUCGAACAAUCUUGUGAACCAUGCACUCGAUGAACCUGUUGUCAAAGAACCUAAUUCAAAAUGGGACAGUUAGCAGAUUUUAUUGUACAAAGCCCCGCUAUUUUUGGGCUGCUAUGACAAAACCAUAAAAGAAGAGCUUGAUGACUUGCUCCGAACUGAAACGAAAAUUGGAGUCGGGGAGCUUCAACUGCCCGCUCUGCAUCUUUGCAAAGGAAAGAGCCCUACUAGGGAUCUUGAGGGUGUUCGUGCUUUAACACCUGCUGGACAUGCCACGUUGUUGAGUCUCAUUGGUAGAGCUCGUGGGUUUCUUUCUGCAGAAAGCUAUUUUGAUAAUUUGAAGGAUGGAGAUUAAACUUAUAUGACAUAUGUUGCUCUUCUGUACUGUUAUGUGGAGCACAGCCAGACAGACAAGUCCCUCUCUCACUUUCAGAAAAUGAAGGAGUUGGGUAUUGCCUCCUCACCUCUUACUUACAAUAAUAUCAUGUGCCUUUACACAAAUAUCAGACAGCAUGAGAAGGUAGCUGAUGUAAUGAGAGAGACGAAAGAGAACAAAGUCUCCCCUGACUACUUCAGCUACAGACUUUGCAUCAUUUCCUAUGGCGUAAGGUCUGAUCUUGAGGGAAUGGAAAGAAUUUUGAAGGAGAUGCGGAGUCAAAAAAACAUUAACAUGGAUUGGAAGAUAUAUGCCAAUGUUGCCCAUUUUUACAUAAAAGCAGGUCUCACUGGAAGGGCAAUUGAUGCUCAAAAAUCAGAACAGAAGCUAGGUAAUAAAGUUGGAACUGCAUGCAGUCAUCUAAUAUCACUAUAUGCAAGAUUGGGAAAUAAAGCUGAGCUCUUGAGAGUAUGGAGUCUAAAGAAAGCUUUUAGUAUAAUGUAUACAAACAUGAACUCUAUUACUAGGCACAACGCGUAUAGAAACAUGGUUGCUACUAUGCACGAAAGACUUAUGGAGCUUGAUUCAUACGAAGAAGCUCCGGAAGUAUGGGACGAGAUGCUAUCAUGUGGCACCAAGGACUUUAUUACUAUGCUCCAAACUCUUGUGGAGCUCGAUGCGUUUGAAGAAGCUGAGAAAGUACUCGAGGAUUGGGAAUCAUUUGGCAGCUGUCAUGAUUUUCAGGUACCAAAUAUCGUCAUUUUUGGCUAUGCUCAAGAGGGUCUACAUGAAAAGUCAGAAGCAAUACUUGAAAACCUGAUGGAAAAAGGUAAGGCUACCUCUGGUCACAGUUGGGGCGUUGUGGCUGCAGGUUACCUAGAUAAAGGUAAGGUGAAAAAAGCUUUGGAGUGUAUGAGAACUGCGUUAUCUACCCCUUCGGUUUGGGAUCCGUGGAGACCUGACCUUAGGGUGAUUUCAAGCAUCUUGGAUUGGAUAGGAGAUGAAGGCAGUAUUCAAGAUAAUAACCCCUUCGGUUUGGGAUCCGUGGAGACCUGACCUUAGGGUGAUUUCAAGCAUCUUGGAUUGGAUAGGAGAUGAAGGCAGUAUUCAAGAUGCGGAAGAUUUCGUUGCGUCGUUGAGGAAAGUCAUUCCAGUUAACCGGAAAAUGUAUCAUGCCUUGUUAAGGUCAAC